Molecule: messenger RNA, 5231 nt
Organism: Engraulis encrasicolus (European anchovy)
Lineage: Eukaryota; Metazoa; Chordata; Actinopteri; Clupeiformes; Engraulidae
Exons: 2
Coding region: 355-3678 (1107 amino acids)
Source: RefSeq, a predicted model, not a curated record
UUGCUAACUUUAGAGUGCGCUAAACUGUUUGUGGUCCUUCUAAGAGUCGGAGGAUAUUUUUUAAUUUCGUAGUGUGAGCUACAUUUUGCGCUGUUGCCGGUGUGUAGCCGAUUGUAGCGUCUCGCUCGCACAAUCCACACUCCCCGCAGAGGUGGAGCACAUUGGCAGUGGCAUGGGGAAGUAUAUUGGCCUCAAACCAAACAACAGUCGAAAAAGACGCUCCUUAGUCCUUGUGUAUAUCAGACACCGUCUUCAAGGUUAUACUAGUCCCGUUUGCGAUGUGCUAGGCCUACAAAGUCCACGGUAAAGGAGAGAGCGAUGUAAAGGAAGCCAAGCAGGAAACGCACACUGCAGAUGAGCCAGUUAUCUGUUCGAGUGAUCAUGGAAUCCUCAUUUGGUGAUCCUGAAAGUAACCCACGGAGUGGGGAUGACAUGCAUGGAUAUGGGGAGGACAGACAUGAUGAACACGAUCACCAUGGUGAUGAAGAAAAGAUACAGCAGAACGAAUAUAAGAGGGCGCUGCGACCAAGACUGACCAAAGUAUCAGCAGCAGACAUUACUGAAUCAAAAUCCAAGAGUAGAGAGAGAAAGAAGUGCCCAAUGUGCGAUUCUUUUGUGGUUCAUGUGCCUCGUCAUCUGAGGCAAACACACAAGUUCAACGGAGCAGAAGUUGCCGCCUUGUACAAGCCAAUAAGAAAUGGUAAACCCAGACUGCCCAAUGGCCCAAAAUUCAAAGAUUACCAUCGUAGAAGAGUUUGUCCUGUGGGAAAUUGUGAGCGAAUAGUAAAACGGUUAUCACAACACCUUCGAAAAAUUCAUAAAAUGGAUACAGAGAGCAUGGAAUACCAGAUGUUGUGCAUGGCUAGAACUAAAGGAAAAGGCCGGCUCGACAAUAUGGACAGUGAUGUGUCACAAAUUAUAACAUCUGACAUUAAUGUUAAUCAAUCAAGUGCUUUGCGAAAUGCAGAAAAACCUGAGGUUAAAGAGGAUAAAUAUGAAGAACAUGAUCGAUGGGAUGAUGAUGAUGAUGGCGAUGAUGAUGAUCUGGAGCAGAACGAAGAUGAGAAAGCACAGCAACCAAGACUGCUUACAGCUCCAGACAUGGCAGCAGCAGACAUUAGUACAAGUGCUUUGCAAAAUGUAGAACAACCAGAAUAUGAGGAGGAUGAAUAUGAAGAAUAUGAUGAACAGGGUGAUGAGGAAGACAUGCAGCAGAAUGAAGAUGAGAGAGCACAGCAACAAAGACUGGUCAGAGCUCCAGAUGUAUCAGCAGCAGACAUUACUAUGCGGAAGUUUGACAAAAUGGACAGUGAUAUGUCACAUGUGAUAACAUCAGACAUGACUGACCAUGAGACAAGUGCUGCAAUACUUGAACAUGAAGAGAGGAAUAUGAGAAAUGAAAAUGAAGAGCAUGAUCAGCAUAAUGCUGAUGACAAUGAUGAUGAUGAUGAUGAUGACGACGAUGAUCUAGAGCAGAACAAAGAUGAGAAAGCACAACCACCCAGACUUCUCACAGCUCCAGACAUGGCAGCAGCAGACAUAACUGAAUCAAAAUGGAGUGGAGAUGACUUGCUUGAAACCAAGGAGGAAUAUGAAUAUGAAUACGAAUAUCCGGAGGACGAAUAUGAAGAACAUGGUGAUGAAGAAAAGAUGCAGCAGAACGAAGAUAAGAGGGCGCUGCGACCAAGACUGCUUACAACCCCGGAAGUAUCGGCAGCAGACAUUACUGAAUCGAAAUCCAAGAGUAGAGAGAGAAAAAAGUGCCCCAUGUGCGAUGCUUUUGUGGUUCAUGUGCCUCGCCACCUGAGGCAAACACACAAGCUCACAAGGAAAGAAAUUGCUGCCAUAUACAGACCAAAACCCAGACUGGCCAGUGGACCAAAAUUCAAAGAUUACCAUCGUAUGAGAGUCUGUCCAGUGAAAAAUUGUGAUAGAACAAUUAAACAGUUAUCACAACACCUUAAAAAAAUUCACAAAAUGGAUGCAGACAGCACAGAAUACAAGAUGCUCUUAUGCAAUGCUAGAACUAAAGGUGAAGGCCAGAACAUGUUUCAAGACUUUGAAAAAUGGAUAUGCUGUGCUGAAGGUGGCCCAAAAAUGACUAAAAGUGCAAGACAGCAUAGUCGCCAAAUAGGUGCAAUACUAAAAGCUCUGGGUCCAAAACAAAAUGUGCAGUGCCUUUUUGACACAAAACGACUACAAUCGGUCUUCCUAGACCAACAUGUUAAGCAGAAGAAGUUUCUUCCGGGAACAGUACGUUCCUAUUUAUACAGUCUCCGCCACUGGUAUUUUUACCAGUUGAGUCUGGAUGGCACAGAGGAAGUCAAUGCUAGACAUGGUAUUGAGGCAGUAGGGAGAUGGAUCAAAUCUUUUCAAAAAGAAAACCCUAUGCGAACACUUGACAAUAUGGACAGUGAUAUGUCACAUGCGAUAACAUCUGACAUGACUGACCGUGAGACGAGUGCUGCUCAAAUUGAAGCAGAACCACUUGAAUAUGAGGAGAAUGAAAAUGAGGAACAUGAUCAGCUUGAAGAUGAUGACGAUGACGACGAAGACUAUGAUGAUGAUUUGGAGAAAACACAGCCACCAUGGUUGCCUACAGCUCCAGAUAUAAUAACAGCAGACAUUACAAAAUGUAAGAGUAGAGAGAGAAAGGAGUGCCCAAUGUGCGAUUCUUUUGUGGUGCAUGUGCCUCGUCACCUUAGGAAAACACACAAGCUGUCCAGAAAAGAAAUUGCAACCAUAUACAGACCAAUAAGAAACGGUAAACCUAGACUGGCCAAUGGCCCAAAAUUCAAAGAUUACCAUCGUAGAAGAAGCUGUCCUGUGGAAAAUUGUGAGAGGAUAGUAAAACGGUUAUCACAACACCUUCGAAAAAUUCAUAAAAUGGACGUACAUAGCACAGAGUACAAGUUGUUAUGCAAGGCUAGAAUUAAAGGCAACAGCCGGCUUGACAAUAUGGACAGUGAUCUGUCACAUAUGAUAACAUCUGACAAUAAUGAUUAUGAGACAAGUGCUGUGCAAAAUAAAGAACCUGAAUAUGAGGAGGAUGAAUGUGAAAAACAUGAUCAACAGGGUGAUGAUGAUGAUGAUGAUGAUGAUGAUAAUGACGAUGAUCUGGAGCAGAACGAAGAUGAGCAAGCACAGCAACCAAGACUGCUUACAGCUCCAGACAUGGCAGCAGCAGACAUUACUGAAUCAAAAUCCAAGAGUAGAGAGCGAAAGAAGUGCCCAUUGUGCGAUUCUUUUGUGGUCCAUGUGCCUCGUCACCUGAGGCAAACACACAAGCUCACCGGAGCAGAAGUUGCCACCAUAUACAGGCCAAUACAAAACAGUAAACCCAGACUAAAUAAUGGCCCAAAAUUCAAAGAUCACCAUCAUAGAAGAGUCUGUCCUGUGGAAAAUUGCCAGAGUACAAUUAAACAGUUAUCACAUCACCUUAAAAAUGUCCAUAAAAUGGAUGUACACGGCACAGAAUACAAGAUGUUGUUAUGCAAUGCUAGAACUAAAAGAACCGGCCAGAAUAUGUUCGAACAAGAUUUCGAGAAAUGGCUGAACAGUGCAGAUGACUUCGUUAAAAUACUAAAAGUGCAAGGCAGCAUGGAAACCAAUUGGGACCAAAACAGAACAAGGACAGAUUCUGAUCAGGAGAUGGCGAGCUCAGCCCAAUCCGUCUGAAGACUGAGGAUGGGGAAGAAAGGGCCAGACAUGCAGAGGGUGGACAGACAUUGUGUGCAUCCCAAUAUGCGACCUUGCCUCCUCCACUUGCCUCCUCCACUUGCUUCUCGUCAUGAUGACAUCACUGACAACAGCAUUAUAUUUCAAUAUCUUGCAAAAGCUCAAUUGUAAAGUCUUUUUCUCAUUUGCAAUUGGGAUGGUGAAUGAAAAACAGUCCCUCAAAAGUUGUUGUGGCGAGGCUGACAGUUGGGAAACUUUAUCGUUUUCUCCACGGAGGAGGGGCCAGGAGGCGGGACGAGGAGACAAGCACAAGUGGAGGAGGCAAGGUCACAUAUUGGGAUGCACCCAUUCACUCUGGCUCUCAAGCAAUUGUUGGAUCAAUACAUACACAUAGGAAAGUCGACAAGGGGGAACAAAGGGGACCGUUGUCCCGGUCACAAUUACAGAGGGGGCCCAGAAUUGGGACCCAGUUACAUUGUAGUGUAUUGAUAGGGGGGCCCUUUCAGAUGAUUUUGUCCAGGGCCCAGUCAAAGCUGUCAGCGGCCCUGCAUACACAUACUUUACGUUCAAGGAUCUCCACUUCAUUUUGGAGAAACUGACUCUUAAAUUUUUUUUUUUAAUUAAAGAGGUUUAAGGACUGUUUUUUUUUUUUUUUUUUUUUUUUUUAAAGACCUCUUUUUUAUUUUUUGGUUCAUUUCAUAAUCGCCAUGGUGAAUGUUGUUCAAGAUAUCACACCUGUUUGUUGUCAAUAAAUGGUCCAACUGUUCAACUAAUUUUACAGGUUUUUAUAGUAGUUAUUGACUUUUGUGAGUUACCCAAGUCACACCUCUCCCAUGAGUCUACGUGUAGGUACGUUUGUAAUCUAAUAUCUAACUGGACAGAGGUGGACGGUCAGGUCAGCCUGUCAGUGCUCAUACACGGCACACCACAUAGGAUUAAAUUGCUCUGCAUCACUGUAGUCCCAGAAGGAAGCCUCUUCUAAAGAUGAUGCACAAGACAACCCGUAAACAGUUGGUUAAGACAAACGGACUGAGGGCAUGGAUUAUUGGGACCAUGUCCUGUGGUCUGAGACUAAGAUUAACACAUUUGGUUGAGAUGGUUUUAAGAAUGUGUGACAGGCCUCGUACAAAGCUUCAUACGGAACCCUCGAAUGUACUAAGACUGACUUUACGACUAUGUGUGGGGAAACCUGUUUAUUGAUAUAACUGAAUAUUUUGGUGCAUAUAUAUCUUUUCAGAUUUCCACACGCAAAUAAUCAGUAAAAAAAAAGCAUGCAAAUCUUACUAAAUGAGUCCUCAGGUGAAAAGUACAAAAACAAGUGUGUUGACUGUUCCUUACAGUCAAGAUAGUGGAGGGAGUGUUGUGAUUUUUGGCAGCAUGAGUGCUGCCGACAUGGCGUUCAGUUCACUAAAAGAAACAUGAAUGUCAACAUGUACUGUGAAUCAUGAAAAGUACACAGUUGGCUGGAAGCUCAAGCAGUCUUCAGUGUGUUCAUUGGAGUUUGUUGGGUGCUCUUUGAUAUUGGGGAUCAGUUCAUGUAGAGUAGUGGUGUA